Messenger RNA from Calypte anna (Anna's hummingbird), 891 nucleotides. Its product is annotated as syntaxin-1B-like. Lineage: Eukaryota; Metazoa; Chordata; Aves; Apodiformes; Trochilidae. Bases 1 to 891 code for a protein of 296 amino acids. Gene Ontology annotation, biological process: intracellular protein transport; exocytosis; synaptic vesicle fusion to presynaptic active zone membrane. Gene Ontology annotation, molecular function: SNAP receptor activity; SNARE binding. The transcript has a single exon. The record is from RefSeq and is a predicted model, not a curated record. Gene Ontology annotation, cellular component: SNARE complex; presynaptic active zone membrane; plasma membrane.
AUGCGGGACCGGCUGCCGGAGCUCCGGCAACGCGUGGCGGCCGAAGGGGACGCGACCGAGGAACCCCCGAGCUUCGACAACGCGGCCUUCGGGGGGGACCACGACGACGGCGGCCCCGUAGGGCGGGCGCUGCGGGAGGCUGCGGAGCUGUGGCGGGUGCUGGAGGGGUUGGAGCAGCUCUCGGAGAGGAUCGACAGAGCGCAGCAGACGGUGCUGUGCUGCACCUCCCCGGACGGCAUCGCCCGGGAGAAGCGGGGCCUCGGGGCCGCCAAAGCCGCCUUCACCCGGCAGGCGGUCGCCCUGCAGCUCCGUUUGGUGGCCCUGCCCGCCCCACCGGAGAUGGGGACGAGCCGAGCGGGUCCCCGCGUCCGCCAGACCCAACUCUGGCUGCUGCUGCGGCGGUACCGGACCCUCCUGGCCCGUCACUACGCCCGGGAGAACCGGUACCGGCAGCGGCUGAUGGAGCAGAUGGAGAGGCAGCUGGAGCUGGCGGGCGUCGAGCUGCGGGCGGAGGAACGGGAGCGUCUGGCCCAGAGCCCCGGGACGCUCCGCAUCGUCGGCAGGGACCUGGAGGAGCUGAAAGCGGAGCAGCAGCACAUGGAGGCGGCCCGAGCCCGGCAGCAGCAGCUCCUGGAGCUGGAAAUGCAGAUGGAGGAGCUGCACGGGCUGUUCCUGCGGCUGGAGGGCUUGGUGGGCGAGCACCACGGGGCGGCAGACAGCGUGGAGCAGCACGUCCUGAGAACCCUCGACUACGUGGCCCAGACGGGCGGGGAGGUGAAGAAAGCCUCGAAAUACCAGCGGCCGUCGAGGCUCUCGGCUCUGCUGGCGGCUGCCCUGGGGCUCUGCCCCUGCUGCUCCUGCCUGCCCUGCCUCGGGUCUGCCCUCCCCUGA